Haplochromis burtoni (Burton's mouthbrooder) is the source of this 2459-nucleotide messenger RNA. It is a transcript of the gene ccdc137, whose product is annotated as coiled-coil domain containing 137. Bases 110 to 898 code for a protein of 262 amino acids. NCBI's taxonomy places the organism in Eukaryota, Metazoa, Chordata, Actinopteri, Cichliformes, Cichlidae. The record is from RefSeq and is a predicted model, not a curated record. The transcript is spliced from 6 exons.
AUGUCUGUCCUCUACUACGUGCCACCGGUAGAGUUUCGGUUGAAGUCUGAGCAUAGUGCUCCACGUGUGUUGUUUUGCUUUGUUAUGCAUUCAUGUUAAUUAUUGUAGCAUGGGGAAGAAUAAGAAAAAUAAAGUGUCCGAUUCGGGGAAACAAGCGGGAAAACCUGGACAACGUCAAAGUAAUGCCAAGCUCCAGAGAGAUGGUAAACCCAAGAAAGCCAAAGAGGUGGACCACAUUCAACACAUCCCCUUCAAACUACGAGAAAUAAUGAAGGCUAAGGACAGAAUGAAAACUGGGUCCCUAAAAGUCAAAAAGCCGAAAAAGGAUAAAUCAGAGUAUUUUCUAGAUGGAGACAUACCUGUUCCACAUUUCAAGAGGGGCAAACGGGAAAGCGUGAAAGCUUACGUGCAGCGGAUGGAGCGUGAGACAAAACAUGUCAUGUUCCUCUCCAAAAACCAAGUAGACAGGAAGCCCGAAAUGGAUGCAAGCGAACAAGAGAGACCUGCACACUGCAAAUCUGAUAAAAAGAAGGAGUAUGGUAAAAUGAAGCUACAGAAGCUACAGCAGAAAAAGGUGAACAAACAAGAGGACAAGAUGGAAGAACAGAUGUUUAUAGAUGAUGUUCCUUUUGGUGAGGUUACAAUGGCCCCUCCCUCUUUGAGUGCCAAACCAAGGAAAGCUGAAGUCAAAUCUCAGAAAGCAUCAAAGGAGCUGCUCCUAAACUCUCUUCUUGGCCAUACUGCAGUCUCCACUACAAAGCCCUCCAUGGCCAAACAGAGAAUCAUGGAGGAGGAGCGGGAACGAGCAGUAGAGGCAUACCGUCAGCUGAAGAAACAGAAACAGCAGCAGUAUGAAGCUAGGACUGCAAGCAUGAGAAAACUCAAAAGCCUUCACUGAUGUUGCUUUUCACUCAGCUCAUCUGCAGUCAGUGUUCCUGGCAGCAGCAGGGCUGAGCAGUGAUCUGUAGAAACUGUCUAAAUAAGAUGGAGAGCUAGCCACAUUUGAGAUUAAUAUCUGGAGGAACUUUAUGCAUCUUUAUGCUCCUGUUGGAGGCUCCUGUAGCUCAACAGGUACAGCAGGCUGUUUGCUUUUCAUGAAACUGGCAACAUACCACUCCCACGCUGUCUAAAAGAGGGGGAAAAUGUGUAGUAUUCAAAUGUCUGUGUGUGCAAGGGUGGAUGUGGCUCCUUGUGUAAAGCGGUUGGUUGGGAAAACUUGAAGGGCACUGUAUAAUUCCAUUUUAUCUUUAGGUACACUAAACAACACUGCCGCUUUCACAACGUUGUUAAUUUAAAAGAGUGAACGGCUUUCAAAGUGCUUUGUAACACUGCAGAGUCAUUUCCCAAGUGCGAUGGAAAAUACAUGGAGAUAUUUUGCCUAUGCUCAUUUAUCACCCUUGGAACGCUUGCGUAUUUCAUCAUUUGUAUUUACAGUUUUUUCACAUUUGCAUGUUCAGAUAACCAAAUUCUGAGGUCGUCCGUCAUGUGAUGGACAGUAAAAUCCAUCCAUCAGGUUAUUUCAAAGUAAAGAUGAUCCUCUGAUUGGUUUUAGUGGUCCCACUAGAUGGCACUCCUCUUGUACACAGCCGACAUAACUUGCUCAUUGUUGGUGCCAUAUUAUAUAUUGAAGUAUUUUAUAUUGUUGUUAAAUGGUUGAGUGGUAAUGACUGCAUUUUAUAUAGAAAAUGUAAAUAACAUGUUGAGAGAAACCAUGAGGUCAUUUAUUAUUAGAUGUUUUUGAUUUUUUCCAUGCUCCUCAGCAGAUGUUUGCUGUUUGUUGUCAUAUUCCCUGUUUUUUUUUUCCAGAGCAUUUGGAUAAAUCUGGAAUUGUCAUCCACACUGAUGUUCAGAAACAUCAGCUGAAAAAACAAAUAUCCUCAUGAGACCUUUUUAGCUGUUUGUACGUCUGUGAUAGCCUCUGUCUUGGGAUAAAUGAGCCAUUAGCCUUUUUAAAUGUGCAGCAUUUAUUAGAGCCUGGCACAGCUAUUUAUAUUUGUAAUCCUUCGAAGGCUUUACACUCAUGAACGAAGCCAUUGUUUAAAUAUUUGCAUAUGAGACGGACUGCGCAUAUUCAAAUCUUUGUUCAAAAACUUUCAAAGCAUGCUAUCUAAGGAAAAAAAACCACAUUGAUAAUAUAAUGCAAUAGUGAUCAACUGAAUAAUAUGACCAGAUGUUGUCAAUACUGAAUUCUUCUUAUCUGGUUCGUGGGUCCAAUCACUGCUAUUUAAUCAGCUUGACUGGUGAAACCCUCAGUCCAUGUUUGUCCUCUGAUGGUUGUCACAGUGACACGGAAAUGUAUUAAGUGGGGACAGCUGCUGGUGAUUGGGUGCACCGACUCCCUUGAGCUGAGCACAUUUGCCAUUGGUUAUAUUCCACCUGUGUGCAGGACAGCUGUUCACAUUAUCAGAGCUUUACAGCUGUUUUUCACUUAGGAUGUUAAGAUACUGGGGUUUUUUUUA